CAGCCCGCCCCGCGCCUUCUCCUCCUUUCUACCGGCAGCCCAGCAGAGUACAGACUAGAGUGCCGAGGCGCACAAAAAAAUAGCACCGCCACCACCACACGCAGCAGUUUCUGGAAGGCCCCCGCGUGCCCUUAAAGGCGCCGCGCGCGCCGGUCGCCUCCCCCUGGCCUCUCGCCCGUUUUAAUCACCGUCCAGCCCGGUGGCAGUUAAGCCGGCCGCGCCCAAUCGCCCGUUCCGCCACCACCGCGGCUCCGCUCCCAUCCAGGCGCGCCCUGCUGUGCUCAACCUGCUGCUCUUCCUCUUAUUCCCUCCCCACAGGGAGGGGUCUGCCAGGUUCAGUCGCCGGCCGUGCUCGCCUGAUCCUCUUCCUCGCCCGGUUCUGAGAGAGCCGGGGGAGCGGGAGCGGGAAGCCCCCGCUCGAUCGAGCUUCGUUGCCGCGGGCGUUUGACGAUGUCAUGUGGCCCCUCUGCAUCAUCUCCGAGAAGCUCUUCAAGAUGGCGGGCGACGACGACGGCGGCGGGCAGGGGCCGGGCUCGCCGUCCGCCGACGGCCAGAUUCCUCUAGCACGCCGAUCGUACUACGUCGAUGUUCCACAUGUGCAGCAGGCCUUCACCUGGGACUGCGGCCUCGCUUGCGUGCUCAUGGUGCUCAGGACGCUGGGGAUCGAUUGCUGCGACGGCAUUGCCGAUCUCGAGAGGCUCUGCCGCACCACAAGCGUUUGGACAGUCGACUUGGCGUAUCUGUUAAACAAAUUUGCUGUUAGCUUUUCUUUCUUUACUGUGACUAUUGGAGCAAAUCCGCAAUAUUCUGCUGAAACCUUCUAUAGGGAGCAAUUGGAAGAAGACAUCGACCGGGUCGAUGAGCUAUUCGGGAAGGCACUUGAUGCUGGAAUUAGUAUUCAAUGCAGAUCCAUCAGCGCAUAUGAAAUUGCCUUUCUACUGUUAUCAGGGCACUGCAUUGCCAUUGCAUUAGUGGAUAAGUCAAAGCUAAAUUCGUCUUGGAUGAAUGGUGUACAUGAUGUGCAACAGCUCAAUGAGGAUUCAGAUUACAUGGGGCAUUACGUCAUAAUCUGCGGGUAUGAUGCCGAUGAUUGUGAAUUUGAGAUAAGGGAUCCUGCCAGUUCCAGGAAGCGCGAAAGGGUGACAAUGAAGAGCUUAGACGAGGCCCGCAAGUCCUUUGGAACCGAUGAGGAUAUUCUCUUGGUCUCCUUAACCGGAAAGAGUGGGAUGAAGCUCACCCGUAAAUUCCUCGCCGGCUCCAUGUAAAUAGCUCACCGCGCCAGCCUCGCGCAACCUUGUGUAUACGCUGUACAUUUUCCCCUGUAGUUAUGAUUGUCGAUUGCCAGCCUUGUACGUAACCUUACUGCCGAUAGGAAGAGCUAGUCACCAAGCUGUAGCCACGAAGGGUUCAGCGGCAGCAAAAACUGCUGCUCUUGUGUAGCUGCAAAUGAUCAAUGAUGCAGCAGCAGCAGCAAACAGUUCUGCUGCUCCUAUAACAAAGAAAAGCUAUACGAUCAUAGCUGAACGUGUACAGAUCUGCUUGAAUGAAUUGUGAUCCUCUGCAACA
Setaria italica (foxtail millet) is the source of this 1566-nucleotide messenger RNA. Its product is annotated as protein GUCD1. Bases 456 to 1265 code for a protein of 269 amino acids. Lineage: Eukaryota; Viridiplantae; Streptophyta; Magnoliopsida; Poales; Poaceae. The transcript has 9 exons. The record is from RefSeq and is a predicted model, not a curated record.